Moneuplotes crassus is the source of this 1435-nucleotide messenger RNA. The record is from the annotation of a GenBank genome assembly. Lineage: Eukaryota; Ciliophora; Spirotrichea; Euplotida; Euplotidae.
AUGAAAUUUCAUGAAAAAGUUGCCAAAGUGAUUGAGAAAGCAAGAGAAGAAGAUCAGAAACCUCAAAGAUCUUACCUUCCACAACAGCAGAUUUAUAAAAAGUUGAAAUUUUAUGACAAGAAGUUUGGAGUCCAGAUCAUUGACAAGCUGAUGAAGAAGGAAAAAGAUUUAAAAUCGAUAAAAUAACUAUAAUAAAUUUUGGCAAAAGAGAAAUAAAGAGUUAAUCCAGGAGAAAAUCAAACCAAGUCUGUCUCACCAAGCCUUACUCACUCAAACAGAUGAGAUUACCGAACCUCUUAAGAAUCACAUGCUUCCAUACAUAAAGACAAGCAGGAAUGAUCAUUCUAGAUGGCUAAAUGACACAUUUGAUGAAACUUUGAAGAUGCUGGAAGAAGCUAACCUCACAAGAUCUCUAACAAGAAUUGAGCAUCAAGAGAAAUUAAAGGUUCCUGAAGUCCAAGACUCAAUGCAUGUAUUAAGAAAUAAAGGAGAUUAUUACGUCCAAAAGAGUCUUCUUAACUCUAUUUAUUGCUCAACUCAGACUGGGAUGUUUAAUCAAAGAUACAAGGACUUGGUGAAUGCUAGAGAUCUUUUCAUGGAUAAAGAUGGAAAAAUCGAUGUCAGAGCAGCCAAAGAAGGGCUGAAAUAAAGAUCUUGAUAAAAAUCUAGCAAAUCUAUUACAGCUACAAGCGAAGAAGAGAAAAAGAAAGAGAGAAAAGAAACUCAAAAAAUUAGAGAGAAAAUAGCAAACUGCAUGAGUACGAGAGGAUCUUGCAAAGCUAUGAAAAGAAUAAAAAUGAUUUUACAAGAGAGUAUGAAGAAAAAUCUCUGGCACUCCCACAAGUUAAGCCUGAUGUGAGCCCUCAUAUGUUGAGCUCUGAUUUUCCUAUUAACCUAACAAUUAGAAGGGAUGAAUCAUUCAUUAAAGAAAAUUCUACUGUUAAGAAAAAUAAUCCUUCCCCAGUAAAGCUUAAAAAAAACACCACCGCCAAGGAACUAAAAGACAUAUCCUUCAUCCUCCCCCACAACUCCAGUAUCAACAUCCAAAUCCCACCCACUGCCUCCAAAUCCCCCUCCAAAAUCCAUCCUCUCGCCCCCACUUUCUCCCCCCAAAACCCCACUAAAAGAGCCUCAGUAUUCAACUUCUCCUCCUCCGACCCCCGCCCUCCUCUGAUCUCAGCCAAAGAUCUGAAAACUUGUACUAUUGAGAAAUUAAUGACGCUUAAUUUUGAGAGGAGGGAGGUUCCUGUGGAGCCGAAGGUGAAGCAUAAAGAUUGUGAUGAAAUAGUUCAGAUAGUUAAGAGGUUGAAUAAGGAAGAGGGCAAUUUGAUUAGGUCUAAGAAGAAAGAGAAAUAUUAUAUAAGACAGAUGGAGAAAUGUAAGAGGAAGUUAUUUAAGAUGAAAGUUUAAGUGAGAUUAAGAAGGUUCAAUUUUU